GAACUACUUCCGGUGGUCAAAGGUAAUCGCGACGAUUUGAAAACAUGGAUCCCAACAAAGUGGACCAAGCAUCAGGAAAGAUGAGUGGUGAUGGAGACAUUGCAUCUGUUAUGGGAUUCUCUGGUUUUGGUAAGAAGGCCCGGACGUUUGAUCUGGAUGCCAUCUUUGAGCAAACCCGUCGAACGGCGAUUGAGCGGAGUCAGCAUGUGUUGGAGGAGAGGCAGAAGGAGAGUCAGAUGGAGGAGGAAGGAGAGAGCUCCUGGUCGGUCAAGAAGUCAGUCCAGACCGGAAGAGACACAGCUGCCACUUCAAGACAACAGAAGGGUGAGAGCAGCAGUGACAGCGACAGUGACAGUGACUCUAAUUCUGAGACUAUUGGGCCUCCGCUGCCUCCCCAGCACAAAGCCCACCAAGAUGAUGAUGAUGAUGAUGAUGAUGAUGAGCUCGUAGGACCCCCUCUUCCACCCGGUUACACAGGCAACACAGCUCACAGUGAUGAAGAUGAUGAUGAUGAAGGGGAUGCGCAGGAUGAAGAUGAUGAUAAUCCAGUGAAGAAGAUUCCAGACACUCAUGAGAUCACGCUGCAACACGGCACAAAGACGGUGUCUGCUCUGGGCUUAGACCCCUCCGGAGCCCGCCUUGUGACCGGUGGAUAUGACUUCGAUGUGCGGUUCUGGGACUUUGCUGGGAUGGACCAGGCUCUGCAGGCGUUCAGGUCCCUGCAGCCCUGCGAGUGCCAUCAAAUCAAGUCUCUGCAGUAUAGUAUAACUGGGGAUGUCAUCCUGGUGAUUUCGGGGAACUCACAAGCCAAAGUAUUGGACCGUGAUGGAUUUAAUGUGAUGGAGUGUGUGAAAGGAGAUCAGUACAUCGUGGAUAUGGCCAACACAAAGGGGCACACGGCCAUGCUGAAUUCUGGUUGCUGGCAUCCCAAAAUUAAAGAGGAGUUUAUGACCUGCUCCAACGAUGGCACGGUGCGCACAUGGGAUCUGAACUCAGAGAAGAAGCAUAAGUCGGUGUUCAAACCCCGGUCCUUCCAGGGGAAGAAGGUCAUCCCGACCUGCUGCACCUACAGCCGUGACGGGAAGCUCAUUGCAGCCGGGUGCCAGGACGGUACCAUCCAGAUCUGGGACCGAAACCUCAGCGUUCACACAAAGUUCCACUGUCGACAAGCCCACACCCCCGGCUCAGACACCUCCUGUGUCACAUUUUCCUAUGAUGGAAUGACGCUGGCAUCACGUGGAGGUGAUGACACUCUAAAAACGUGGGAUAUUCGUAACUUUAAGAAGCCUGUGAAUAUGGCAGCUGGACUGACCAACUACUUUUCUGUGACCGACUGCUGUUUCAGCCCAGAUGAUAAGCUCCUUGUAACAGGAACCUCCGUGAAGAAAGACGAGGGAAACGGAAAGCUGGUUUUCUUUGACCGAGCGUCCUUCCAGAGGGUCUAUGAAAUAGAAGUCACUAAUGCAAGUGUCGUCCGCUGUUUGUGGCACCCCAAACUCAAUCAGAUAAUGGUGGGAACUGGAAAUGGACUGGCCAAGGUUUACUAUGACCCUGUCAAAAGCCACAGAGGAGCCAAGCUGUGUGUAGUCAAGAGUAAACGGAAAGAGAAGCAAGCAGAGAUGUUAACGCAAGAUUACAUCAUCACUCCUCAUGCCUUACCCAUGUUCAGAGAGGCCCGUCAGCGGAGCACCAGGAAACAGCUGGAAAAGGACAGACUGGACCCCAAGAAGUCCCACAAACCUGAACCGCCCGUAUCUGGACCAGGUCGUGGAGGCAGAGUAGCAGCUCAUGGUGGAACUCUGUCUUCGUUCAUCGUGAAGAACAUCGCUUUGGACAAAACUGACGACAGUAACCCAAGAGAGGCCAUCCUCCGCCACGCCAAGGAGGCCUCCGAGAACCCGUACUGGGUCGCCCCGGCUUACAAACAGACCCAGCCGGAGCCUGUGUUCGCAGAGGAGUCGGAUGAGGAUGAGGAAGCCAGCAACGAACCAGAGUGGAAAAAACGCAAGAUCUAAGCCAUGUGACCCCCCAACAGCAGCUCCGUUCUAUGUACAGCUGCUGAUGGGGGGGGGGGGGGGGGGGCUCCUGGUGGGACGUCCAGCACCUCCAACAAACGGAUCUGCUGUCAGAAAGUCCACAUGAGAGAGAGCAUCAGUUCCACCACUCCUCCUGUGGAUGCUUUUUCAUUCUGCACGAGCUACAGCGCAUUAAGUACACGCAUUUUUUACAGCGGAGGCAGAUUUAUGGUCAUUCUCACUGCAAUUCAUCAGCUAAUGAAAGACCUUGGCUUUUUAAUGUCAGAUUUGAUUGUAUGGACUGUACUGUCAUGGUUUCUAUUGUUCUCGCUCCCCACAGCUCCAGAGUUUUUGCUAAUCCCUCCUAAAUGGGCCCCAGAUUCUGCGGGUCUGGUACUGCCAACUAUGUAGAACAGUCUGCUGGUUUGUAAAAAGGACAACACCACAGCUGAUUUUAUUUUAGCGUCGUCUUCUUCUUUUUUUUUUUUUUUUUUUAAAUCCAAGGCUUCAUUCAAUCAUUGUCUUGUUUUGAAUGUUUCCUACUGUUUCCACCUCAAAACUAGAAUAAAGGAAAUAGUAACAGUUGAA
Sphaeramia orbicularis (orbiculate cardinalfish) is the source of this 2603-nucleotide messenger RNA. It is a transcript of the gene wdr70, whose product is annotated as WD repeat domain 70. Gene Ontology annotation, cellular component: nucleus; site of double-strand break. The transcript is spliced from 18 exons. Bases 45 to 2015 code for a protein of 656 amino acids. The record is from RefSeq and is a predicted model, not a curated record. Gene Ontology annotation, molecular function: protein binding. Lineage: Eukaryota; Metazoa; Chordata; Actinopteri; Kurtiformes; Apogonidae.